UCUCGUCAGACCGUGAUCAUGAUCGACCCACCAGAUUCCCGCAAACCCUCCUCGUCGGUCUGCCACGAGCCCCAAGACUCCCCAAAAGGACCUCUACCGACCAACAUCCUUGGACAUGCCACCGAGCCAGACCUCACACCAACAAAUCUCAACAGGAUCUACCACUCCCUCGACCGCCGCAUCAUCCCUCCCUUCUGGCUCCUCUACUUCCUCUGCUCCGCCGUCCGCUCAAACCCUGGCCUCGCUCAGACCAUGAACCUCUCCUCCUCCCACGACAUCUCCUCCGUCCUCAACCUCACUCCCCACGAACUCUCCACCGGCCUAGCGCUCUUCUACGUCGCCUAUGUCAUCUUCGAACUACCAUCUAACUUGGCCAUGUCUCGACUCUCGCCUAGCUUGUGGUUGGCGAGGAUCGUGAUCAGUGUUGGGGUGAUUGGCAUCGCGAUGGUGGGUAUGAAGAAUGUGGCAGGGUAUUAUGUUCUUCGAUUUCUGCUUGGCGCGGUAGAGGCGGGGAUGUGGCCGGGUAUGAGUUUGUAUUUGACGUUGUUUUACCCGACGCAUCGUAUGGCGAAGAGGGUGGGGUGGUAUUUUACUGCUAGUCAGGUGAGUGCGGCGGUGGUGGGAUUGGUGAGCGCUGGGUUUCAGAAGAUGGACGGGUUGGGAGGCCUGGAGGGUUUCAGGUGGAUGUUCCUCUUAUGGGGUCUGGUGACUUUUGUGGUUGGUGUUGGGCUGCUGUGGUGGUUGCCGGAUCGACCUGCUGUUCCCGGAGAGGAGAAGGAAGUGAGGAGGGACGGGUGGAGAAGAUGGAUCCCAAGACGUAAGCCGGCGCUGGAGGGCGAGGAUGCGAGAGCCCACUAUGAGGAGCUGAGCAUGGCGUAUGCGAGGACGAAGUGGACGCUUCGAGACUUGUGGGCGGUGGUGGUCGACUGGAGGUGCUGGCCGUUGUUGAUCAUGUACUUCGGAGUGGUGGGCGUCGGAAAUGGAGUGCAGAGCUAUGGAACGGUGAUCCUGAGAGCGAUCAACCCCGGAUUCAGUGGCGUGGAGUUGAGUCUGCUAUACGCUCCAAUUUGGAUCUGCGACCUCAUAGGCAUCCUGUGUAUAACGCCAAUCUCUGACCGCUUCCACCAACAUCGCGCCCUGUGGUUCACCGUCCCAACCCUCCUGCAGAUCAUGGGCCUCGUAAUCGCGACCUACGCCACGUCCGCACGCUGGGCGCAGUACUUCGGCCUCCUCCUCGUGGGCUUCGGUCUCGGUCCUACCGUCCCCAUAACCAUGACCUGGACCGCAGAGAUCUUCCAGCCGCGUCAUGGCGAAAUUGGCGUUGCGGCUGCAGGUGCGCUGGUAUCCGGGCUGGGAAAUUUGGGGUCUGUGGUGACGAAUUAUGCGUUGUUUGCGGGUUGGCCGGAGGAUAAGGCGAGGAUGCCGGUGUAUUUGGGGAGCAACUGGGUGAUGAUUGGGAUUUUGGUGGUUAGUAUUCUGGCGAGCUGGACGAUGGAGGGGUUGUUAAGAGUCGUGGAUGGCAAGGGGAGGGACGUGAAGAGGAAAGUCAGUAGCUGA
Messenger RNA from Zymoseptoria tritici IPO323, 1557 nucleotides. RefSeq lists its product as uncharacterized. The coding region runs from base 19 to 1557 and encodes 512 amino acids. The transcript is spliced from 2 exons. NCBI's taxonomy places the organism in Eukaryota, Fungi, Ascomycota, Dothideomycetes, Mycosphaerellales, Mycosphaerellaceae. Gene Ontology annotation, molecular function: biotin transmembrane transporter activity; dethiobiotin transmembrane transporter activity; solute:proton symporter activity. Gene Ontology annotation, biological process: biotin import across plasma membrane. The record is from RefSeq and is a predicted model, not a curated record. Gene Ontology annotation, cellular component: membrane.